Linepithema humile (Argentine ant) is the source of this 3472-nucleotide messenger RNA. It is a transcript of the gene Snx17, whose product is annotated as sorting nexin 17. The record is from RefSeq and is a predicted model, not a curated record. Gene Ontology annotation, biological process: intracellular protein transport; endocytic recycling. Gene Ontology annotation, molecular function: phosphatidylinositol binding. Gene Ontology annotation, cellular component: early endosome. Lineage: Eukaryota; Metazoa; Arthropoda; Insecta; Hymenoptera; Formicidae.
UCUCGAGCUUAAUGUUUGAUUGUGUCCGUUAUAUGCUCUCCAUUACGAUUUCAUGGAGCCGCGUCUCCAUUCUGGGCUAACCGGGCUAACAACGGCCCGUCGGGAGAUUCAAAUGCGUGUCAGUAAUAAUAAUCGCGUGAAACAUAAUGCACGAGUGGGCGUGUAUAGCCGAUUAAGUCCACUGUCACAUAUGUGGAGCCGCAAACGACGAAAGUCGUACAGCAAUAUAUGCUGCUAUGAUGAUGAAGAUAUAAAGAAAUAAUAAACUUUGCUUUAGAUGAUAUGAUUUCUAUCUUCCACUAAACAUCAAGAUGCAUUUUUCUAUACCAGAUACUCAGGAAUUUAUUGACGGUGCUGGGAAUGCAUAUAUUAGUUAUAAUAUUCACAUCAAUGGAUUAUUUCAUUGUACUGUGAGAUAUAAGCAACUGCACAAUUUGCAUGUACAAUUGUGUAAGGAUCUUGACACAUCACUACCUAUAUUUCCUCCAAAGAAACUCUUUCCUUUGACUGUCAGUCAGCAAGAAGAACGACGGCUAGCUUUAGAAAAAUAUAUUCAGUCAAUCGGUCAGAAUAUAGCUGUAAAUAAUUCCGAGAUUCUAAAUGGAUUUUUAUUAAACGCUCAACAAGAGACUAUAGGUGGCCUGUCUCAGAACGAAACUUUAGAUAUAUUCCUUAUGGAUGGAUUUAAAAUUUCGUUAAACGUUUCCACGGAUGAACACUCUGGUGAAGUUUUAAAGAAAAUAUAUAAAGAUAUAAAGUUAGUAGAGAAAUAUUAUUCUCAUUUUGCACUAUUUAUUAUUAUACAAGAUGAAUUGUCUGGUAGUAUCAAAAUAUUGCGAAAAUUACAAGAUUUUGAAUCACCAUUUAUAACAUACAAAUAUAUGAGUUCUAUGGGUGCAGUAAUUGUUCUCAGAAAAAGUUACUGGGAUACAACGUACGAUCUUGAGCUAUUAAACGAUCCAGUGGCUCUGAAUUUACUGUAUGUUCAAACGGCUGCGGAAAUUCGCAGCAAGUGGAUUCCAGUUACCAAGGAAGUGCAGCAUCACUUGGAAAAUUUGCAAAGAUCCGAGAACACGAAAGAAUAUGUGAAUGUAGCACGUUAUUUAAAAUACUAUGGCUACGUACAAUUUGCGCCAUGCUAUUGUGAUUAUCCCCAACAUGGUUCGAGAAUAUUACUUGCUAUAGGUGGAAAUGAAUUGAACUUGCGCGUUUUAUCAUCCGAAGAAGAGCAGGAGUUUGUGUUUAAAGUAUCGCGAAUGCGAUGCUGGCGUAUUAGCACUUUGCAAAACAAAAUGGAGCAUCAAGAAGAUAUUAACGACUGCACCUUGGAGUUAUCCUUUGAAUAUCUAAUUGCUAAAAAUGAAUUACAAUGGAUUACAGUUGUCUCAGAGCAAGCAAUUUUAAUGUCUGUUUGUCUGCAAGCUAUGAUAGAGGAGUUGUUACAAAAAUGUGUGGUUGGGAGCAAAACUCAGGCAGAACAUGGAAAGUCUUGGACAUACAUCACGAGGGACGGCCAGAGUUGCAUCACCAUGGGAUCACCAUUGCGAGAAUACGCUAAUAAUAAUCAUUCUCCUAAAUCGGGACCAAUUAUAAAAAAACUUGCUAACAAAUGGUCAGCUGCGACAUCGAAGAAAUCAGACGAGUCAACUGUUGCUGACAAAAUCCGGACGACGCACACAACAAACUUUGAUGUCAUGGAAAAUAAUGUUUUUCGCACGAUAGGGGAUGAUGAUUUAUAAGUGAAGCGAUUUUUAAAGAAGAUUGAAACGGUAUUUAAAAAACUAAUAAGACACGCCUUAUUUAAAUAAAUUUGAAGAGAUAUAUUUUGAAAUAUUUCACAAAUUAUUGAGAUAUUCUUGAAUUUAAAGUUUAACUAUCGAAACUUACAAAUAAUUGUUGAAUAAUGAGUAUUCAAUAUCUUUUGUAUUAAUAUGUGAUUAAAAUGCAUUUCUAUUUAUUAACUUUGUAUAAAACGUAUUUUAUAUUUUUGUAUAUCGUUCAAUGAUAACAUCAGUAUAACAUAUAUUGAAAAUAAAUUUAGAUAAAAAGUUUGCGUGAUUUGUAGACGCGGGGUUGUACAUGAUGUACUUAAUAACAGGGUUGGCAUUAAUAUUGAAUCAAGCUAAAGAAAAUCAAAUGCGCAUAGUUUGCAUAAUAUUUUAUUAUUGCUAAACAAAAUUAUCGAAAAGGCAGCACGUUAAUAUUUGCUUUAAUUAUCUUAAACAAAACUAUUUAACUAUUUCGCUUUAAUGUUAAAUAGCAAUCAUUCUAUAUGUUAUUACGUUCUAUUAUCAGACUAUAGUUUUUACUAAAUCAUUCACUCGGAAAACAUAUACUUCUGCCUUCAGUCUCUAUAUUUUUCAGCCAAACACUGUAAUAGAUAGUACAAUACACAAUAAAAAUAUAAAAUAAUAUUGUUGUUAUAAAACUGUCAUGAUUAAAUAUGACUACCAGACCACACUUUAAAAUGGAAAAACAAAACAGAUUAUUACGUUGUCCUAUAAAAUACGUAAUUAUAAAUCCUCGUAUGAAAAGUGAUCGCUUAUUAAUAUUAAGUGAGUGAUUGUGUAAAAAAUGCGUUAGUGUGCUCUUUUGUAACAUUUUCGCUAUUACAAAGUUAUUGUUCGCCUUUCUUCUCCAAUUUCAAAACAAAUGACGCAGAAUGUUAAUAGACACACAUAAUAUAAUAAAUUAUACACAUAUUAAACAGAAAAAUUUUACAACAUAAGCAUGAAAUGUUACACAUUUAGCAUGAAUUGUAAAAAUACAAACUUUAUAAAUCUAUAAUUUUACAUAAGUAUGCAAUUUACAAACACAUCUUCGACACAUUGUGUUUUGAGAUGUAUGGCGCAUUAAUCAUAAAAUGAAUCUAAUAAAAUCACUACAAUCUUGAUAUAUUAAAAAAAUCGAACGUACUUAUACAAUUACAUUUAAAUAUGCGAUUUUAAAUUAUUUAAAAGAAUCUCCAAAAAAGCUUACGAUAUAUAUUGCAUUUCAUAUAAAACAAUAUUGGAGAGUAACUUCAUUUGUGGAGCAAUUUAAUUAUUUAUCGCUUGUGAAAUAUUAUUAAUGUUUGCUUUGCAAGGUUUAGCGUUAUGGAGAAUAUAUAUGCCUCAAAUUCGGACCUUAUUUUGCCGACAAUGUGCAUACUUUCUAUAUCAAAAAUAUGUUGUUAUUCUGUAUUAUUACUUUCUAGAAGGAGAAAAUUAAGGUCAGUUGUGGCUAUAGCAGUUAAGUGUCACUAUGUUUCCGCUAUUCGCAAAAUAGCCCAACGUCAGCAAAGAAUUACUCCACUAUGGUUUAUUUUGCCACAUGCGUUAUGGCACAAUACAAAUGUAUCUAUCCUGUAACGAUAUUGCAAAAAAAUAUGCGGUGAAAAAUUUUACUGCUUUUUACACAUGAAAUAAUUAUUGCAAGGCAUUGCCGUGUACGAACUUUUAUACAAUUCUAAAAAUAUCAAUAUGGAAUCUGA